Anopheles nili is the source of this 510-nucleotide messenger RNA. RefSeq lists its product as uncharacterized. The transcript is spliced from 2 exons. Bases 1 to 510 code for a protein of 169 amino acids. The record is from RefSeq and is a predicted model, not a curated record. NCBI's taxonomy places the organism in Eukaryota, Metazoa, Arthropoda, Insecta, Diptera, Culicidae.
AUGAAACUGUUCGAAGCAAGCAGCACACUUCUGUUCGUCCUCAUUCUGGGGUUGGUUUGGAGUGAACAGCUGGAAGAAGACAACGACACAAACGAUCUAGAAACGGCCGAAUCUGCGUUCCAUAUUGAUCCAAAAACCGUGAUCUUUACCGGACUGGCCGGCAUCGGUGCCCUAGUAGUUAAGGGGAUCGGUCUAGGAGUCGGUGCUGGAAAGCUUUUCCUGCUAGCGAAACACGCCGGAAACUCACACAACUCGGGCUGGGAUAGUUCGUCUUCAUCCUACUCGUCGCAUCCGUCGUACCCAAGCUACAAAUCCUACUCCAGCAGCUACUCAUCGUCCUCCUCCAGCGAGUCGAAGCCGUCGUCGUACACCGGCAGCCUGAAGGUGUCUGGUUCGCUGACGCCGGUGAGUUCCCAAUCGUCGUCCGACUCGGCCGGUUCAUCUACGUCCGCCCCUGCCAAGACGAGCCUUUCGCUCGAUGACGUAGACGAUCCACUGCCUGAAAACUGA